This is a messenger RNA of Stegostoma tigrinum, 2994 nucleotides long. Its product is annotated as AP-1 complex subunit mu-1-like. Gene Ontology annotation, cellular component: clathrin adaptor complex; clathrin-coated vesicle. Lineage: Eukaryota; Metazoa; Chordata; Chondrichthyes; Orectolobiformes; Stegostomatidae. Bases 87 to 1361 code for a protein of 424 amino acids. The record is from RefSeq and is a predicted model, not a curated record. Gene Ontology annotation, molecular function: clathrin-cargo adaptor activity. The transcript is spliced from 12 exons. Gene Ontology annotation, biological process: vesicle-mediated transport; intracellular protein transport.
ACAAGUAAGCCUAACCUCGGUGAGGCGAAAGGCAGCACCCUGCGGGCAGCAGGGACUUGGCUGGUUCCUGAGCUGCUCGGAGAAUCAUGUCAGCUUCGGCUGUUUUCGUGCUCGACCUCAAGGGCAAGGUCCUAAUAUGCAGAAACUACAUGGGUGAUGUAGAUAUGAAUGAAAUUGACUACUUCCUGCCGAUGUUGAUGCAGAAGGAGGAUGAGGGGAUUAGUUCCCCGUUCCUCAUCCACGGACAUGUUCACUUCCUCUGGAUAAGGCACAAUAACUUGUACUUGGUAGCAGUGACAAAGAAAAAUGCAAAUGCAGUGCUAGUUUUUGCAUUUUUAUAUAAAAUUAUUCAGGUUUUCACAGAAUAUUUUAAAGAGGUCGAGGAGGAAAGUAUUCGAGAUAACUUUGUUAUUGUUUAUGAACUUUUGGAUGAGUUGAUGGAUUUUGGAUUUCCACAAACGACCGAUAGUAAGAUUCUCCAAGAGUACAUCAUCCAGCAGGGACACAAGCUGGAAAUUGGGGCACCCCGUCCCCCUGCCACGCUCACAAAUGCAGUGUCCUGGAGAUCAGAGGGUAUCAAAUACCGAAAGAAUGAAGUAUUCAUUGAUUUGAUUGAAUCUGUCAAUUUACUGGUGAGUGCGAAUGGCAGUGUCCUGAAAAGCGAGAUUAUUGGAAAUGUAAAGCUGAAGGUCAUUCUAUCAGGAAUGCCUGAACUACGACUCGGUCUUAAUGAUAAGGUUCUUUUUGAGAUCUCUGGGCGGGACAAGACUAAAUCUGUAGAACUGGAAGAUGUAAAAUUUCAUCAAUGUGUGCGCUUGUCUCGCUUCGAAAACGAUCGAACCAUAUCCUUCAUCCCCCCAGAUGGAGAGUUUGAACUUAUGUCUUAUCGGCUGUACACUCAGGUAAAGCCCUUAAUCUGGAUUGAGUCAAUGAUUGAGAAAUAUUCGCACAGUCGAGUGGAAAUUAUGAUAAAGGCUAAGAGUCAAUUUAAACACCGUUCUACGGCAAACAAUGUUGAGAUUUUAGUACCAGUUCCCAGUGAUGCUGAUUCACCAAAAUUCAAGACAAGUACGGGCACUGCAAAAUGGGUACCAGAAAAAAACGCUGUCCUCUGGUCGAUCAAGUCUUUUCCUGGUGGCAAAGAGUACUUGAUGCGGGCUCACUUUGGUCUCCCAAGUGUGGAGGCUGAGGAACAGGAGGGGAAGCCGCCCAUCACUGUCAAAUUUGAAAUUCCGUAUUUCACUGUCUCUGGGAUUCAGGUGCGCUAUCUGAAAAUCAUUGAAAAGAGUGGCUAUCAAGCUCUUCCCUGGGUUCGGUAUAUUACACAGAGCGGAGAUUAUCAAUUGCGCACGAAUCAGUAGAAGCACUGCUCUACCGUGUAAUUUCCAAGAAUGCAAUUUGUAACAAAGUUAUGAAAAAGGAAAGAAUCUUAACUUUUGACUGUUCAAGACAACAACCUUGGUGAUUACAGAUUCUACAGAGAGGAGAUUCAAAAGACAGUUCUUACCAGAACAGACAGAAAAAUGUGACUGUAACUUUGAUUGCUUCAUUGUUUCUGGAUAUAUGUUAGGUUACUAUUUCAUUCGUUGUUACUUGGAAACAGUCAGGUCAAUGUUGCUAGUCAGGUUAAUUGCUGCUCCCUCCUGGAUUUUUCUGUCAUACAGUUUUAACUUCUGAUGGUAAUAAUGCAGAAGAUCACAAUUAAAGCAACAUAAUUUGAACAUUUUCCCUGAGCUGAUACGGAGGAAAGUGUGAUAUCUAAGGGCAUAAUAAUAUAAAAACUAGAAGCAGGAGGAGGCAAUUUAGCCCCUCAAACUGCUCCACCAUUUGAUACGAUCCUGGCUGAUCCCAUUUUGGCCUCUACUUCACUUUCCUGCCCAAUCCCCAUAACCCUUUAACCUUUUACUCAUUAAAAAUCUACCUCCUGACAUCCGUUGCAAGCUGGAGUAGUGAAUUCCUUAAAGUCUAGAUUGCCCCACAAGGGGAAACAUCCACCCUACAUUUACUUUGUCAAUUUCCAUCAGUGUCUUAUAUAUUUCAAUUAAAUCUCCUCUCAUUCUUCUAAACUCUAGCGAGUAUAAGCCUAAAGUGCUCAAUCUCUCCUCAUAAAACAAACCUUUCAUCACUGGAAUUAAUCACAUCGAUCUUGUCUGAGUUGCCUCCAAAUCAAUUAAUAUAAGUGAAAUUCCACAAGUAUGUCCACAGAGAGCGAUGAGGAGAAUCUGGUUUCUUUGUUUGUGUGUAACUCUUGUUCCUCUUUGCCAUUCCCAACCCACAACCAAACCCAAAUUGUCCCUCUGAUUUCUUCUUGUAUUUUUACAUAGGGAUGCACCUCUGGAAUCUGAAGUGAAUAUCAUUGUAACAUCUUGCCUUCCAUGAAUUGUAUCCUUGUCUUCUCACUGGGCAAAAAUAAUUGGAAAAAAUAAACAACGAAAACAAGUGAGAGAAAUAGAAGGGUAAAUGUUCUUAUUGUCUGCUUGAAGAUCUGUUAUAAUGAUGCAGUUUUAUGUGACAACUUCUCGUGUGAUCAAGAAGCAGCUGCCAUCUUGUGGGUAGAUUUAUUUUCAUGAGUUCACCCCUGUAUUGUCCCUUAACGUCUGCCUGUCCAUAACAAAUCUACCAAUAUUAAGGGGAGGUUGUGGCGCAGUAGUAAUGUCACUGCAGUAGUAAUCCAUGACCAAACUAAUGCUCUGGGGCCACGAGUUCAAAUCAGACCUUUGAGACAAUCUAGAUUUGGAAGCGAGACACUACUGCCUCACAGCACCAGAGACCCCAGUUCGAUUCCAGCCCUUAGGCAAUUGUCUGUGUGGGUUUCCUCCCACAGUCCAAAGAUGAGCAUGUUAUGUGGAAUGGCCAUGCUAAAAACUGACCUAUAGCAUCUAGGGAUUUGCAUGUUAGGUGUUUCUUUUUAACUGCAAAACUAUACUUUAUUCAUAGAAGGAAAUAUUUAUGUACAUAUGCAGUUAAUAAAGUCAUUCUGGUCUAUACUGUCUU